This is a messenger RNA of Sitophilus oryzae (rice weevil), 2983 nucleotides long. RefSeq names its product DNA (cytosine-5)-methyltransferase 1-like. Gene Ontology annotation, cellular component: nucleus. The record is from RefSeq and is a predicted model, not a curated record. Lineage: Eukaryota; Metazoa; Arthropoda; Insecta; Coleoptera; Curculionidae. Bases 1 to 2778 code for a protein of 925 amino acids. The transcript has 13 exons. Gene Ontology annotation, molecular function: chromatin binding; methyltransferase activity.
AUGAGAUGGGACCAUGAUAUUAGGAAAUUAGAAGGAAUAACUUUGGCCCGCAUAACCAACAAUAGACAGCAAUGGGCCCAACUAAAAAAGGAGUGGAUAUCCACGACUCGGAUGGUCGAAGAUAUAUUCUAUCGUAAUUGGUUGAAACGGGAUUUUACUCCAGUCAGCAACUCCAAUAAGAAAAUACGAAAAUUCCCCUACGAUGGACCAAUUGUUGAAUGGAUUAAAUUACCAAAUUCAAUUAACAAAAAUUAUUAUAAAUUUGCUAAAGUUGGUGAGCUAUUUAUCAAUCAGGGCGACAACAUUCUUAUACCUCCCGAGGAGAAAAACGAACCUCCCCAAAUAGCCCACGUCGCCUAUAUGUUCGAAGACGAGGAAAAUCACGAGAAAAUGUGUCACGCUCACUUUUAUUGCCGGGGCACGGACACCAUAAUGGGCGACAAGUCCGAUCCCAGGGAACUGUUUUUAGUGGAUCAUUGCGAAGAUAUGCCUUUGUCGUGCAUUAUCGGAAAAGCUAAGGUUUAUAGGAAAGAGCACAAAAGCGGAUGGCGCACCAGCGGCGGAGACGAGCGACCGGAUCUGAACGACACCGACGACGGCAAGAACUACUACUUCUCGAAACGUUACGACUAUAACCAGAGCCGAUUCGUCGAUUUUAUCGACAACGGCUCCGAAUGCAUCUCCUGCUUCUGGCAAACGGAGGAGAACAACGAGAACACGCCGGUGUAUAGGGAGAGGUUUUUGGGUCGGUCGUAUAUCGAAUGGAAAAAUGAACAAUAUUACGUCGGGUCAGGAAUUUUUAUAGAUUACGAGAGGGAAAUGGUGGAGACUACCAACAAAGAGACCAAGGAAGAACCAUUUUACACCAUCGAAUACUUAAAUGGAGAUUGCGUACGUAUGUCGAAAAUUGAUCGCGACACGAUAUUCCCCGAGCGAUACCGGAAAUUCGAGAAAAAACACGAUCCUGUUUACGUCGCCUGCGAACCUUACACCGUGGGAGUAAUCGAGAAAAUAACGAAAAACAAUGACAAAAUUACGGUGAGAGUCAGGGAAUUCUACAGGCCGGAAGAUACGAAGGGUGGAGAGUAUGGAGACCCGUUUUUGGUGUACUGGACAAAUCGUAUUUACACUAUAAGAAAUUUUGAUAAAUGGAAGUCAGUAGUCAAAGGAAAAUGCUACAUUUCUAACACAGAACAUAUAGAGGAUACAUAUCAAUGGACAAGAGAGGGACCUUCCAGAUUCUAUUUUCGAGAAUUCUAUGAUCCAAAUACGUGUAAAAUCAAACCGUUACCUACAUCUGCAAGAACUAUUGGUUUGAAAACGAGGAAGACUUCUUGCGGUUACAACAGCGAAACGCCGUUACUAUGGCCUGAACUUCAAACAAAACUAAAGUCACUGGAUAUUUAUGCAGGUUGUGGGGGAUUAUCCGAUGGUCUGGAAAGAGCAGGACUCGUGGAAACCAAGUGGGCUAUCGAGAUCAACUCAGUGGCAGCGAAAUCCUUCAAAUCAAACAAUCCAGCGGCUAUAAUCUUGGAACAAGACUGUAACAGCGUCCUGUCGUUAUUGCUCGAGGGUAAACAGAGAGAUAUUAACAUGCCCGAGAAGGGUGAGGUCGACAUUAUAGUAGGGGGGCCUCCGUGCCAAGGUUACUCUCUCAUCAAUCGAUUCCAAAAAAAUGAGGGCUCCAAAGAGAACAAUUCGCAAAUCAAUACGUAUCUGGGAUUUAUAGAUUACUACAGACCGAAAUACUUCAUUUUCGAAAACGUGCGCAACUUUGUCAGUUUCAACAGCGCCCUGUAUUUGAAACUGACCCUCAAAUGUCUACUGGCCAUCGGCUACCAACUCUCCUUCGGCGUGCUGCAAGCGGGCAACUACGGUUUGCCCCAGACGAGAAGAAGAUUUUUCGUAGUCGGUGCCGCACCUGGGUUAAAGUUACCCAGGUUGCCCGAUCCCACGCACUGUUUUGGACGUUUUGUUAAAAACGUCGAAUCCAUUAGGGUGGACAACUUAAAAUAUGAUAUAGGAGACAGUGCCAUUGGAAUGCUGGGAUCCUUACCCUACAGAACGGUUACCGUUAAAGACGCAAUUAGCGAUCUACCGCCCGUUACAUACGAAACAAUGGCAGCUCACAUGCCUUACAAUUCUUCCAAUCAAUCCCACUACGCGAAGCAACUGAGGGAAUAUUGCGGCAGGGACGAUGCCCUGAGGGAUCACGAAUGUAACCCAGUGUCUGCCCUCGUAAGGAAAAGGAUUCAAUUGAUACCCGAAUACGGCGAUUGGACGGAUUUGCCGAACAUUGCAAUAAAGCUAGGGGAUGGAACAAGGACGGAGAUACUAGAUUAUGCCUACAGAACAAAAACACAAGAAGUGGAUAGUCCUCCUCGAGGUAUGUGUGAAUGCGUUGGUGAAAAAACCUGCAAUAAGAACCACAAGAAAUAUUUAAGAUCUCGAACUAUAAUACCUUGGUCAAUAGCUCAUACGGCUGACAGACACAAUCAUUGGAGAAAUGUGUAUGGCCGAUUGGAUUGGGAUGGGUAUUUCAGCACAGUAACGACAAAUCCAGAACCUUCUAGGAGCCAAGGCAAAGCCUUACAUCCGGAUCAAGACAGAAUUAUCAGUGUAAGAGAGUAUGCAAGAGCACAAGGGUUCCAUGACGAAUUUAUAUUUGUAGGCAGUACUUCAGACAAGUACAGGCAAAUAGGUAAUGCAGUACCUCCACUUUUGGCUACAGCUAUAGGAAGAGAAAUAAUCAAAGCUAUUCAUGCUAACAAAAAUUAAACUCAGUUCUGUUUCGACUAAAUCUGCUAAAAUUUUAUAUCAACGACUUCUAGUUUUUAAAUUUGUUUUUGUUGCUUAAUUAAUUUAUUUGUUUACUGUAUUUUAAUGUUACUGUCUGUAUAUUUUAUAUACCGUUUAUAUAAGAUUAAUUUGUUAAUUAUUUUUUUACAGACUUAGAUUUAGUGAGGAGUAGAUACCCAGACUU